AUGGCUGUUUCCCGCCUGCCUUAUUUGAUUUCAAGAUUUUUAGAGAUAAAGCAUCUAAAUAGUGACCCAGGAGUUUAUCCUUAUGAAGAUGUAAACAACCCUUUAAUUGGCGAAACCUUAAUGAAUGAUGAUCCAUGCACACUAGUAUUUAAUGCAAGCUUAAAUGGCCAAUAUAUUUCAGAUGGCUUUUAUCAAGUCGAAAUAUUGAUUAAUUCUCGUCUUUCACUGCCAAAUCCAAGCCAAAUUAAAAUUCUUCAUUGAACAAUGGCUCUACAAAAUCAGUCAAAAAUUAUUCUCACUAUACUUAAAGCGACUGUAAAUUCUGAAUCUUGUACUAACUCCUCCCCAUCCUUGAUCGAAACGAUUGACUGUAAAAAUUCCUAAAAAUUGGGGAAAUUAACCCCCAUCCUUGAUCGAACGAUUUUCAUAUCAUGCAAAUUUUUAUAUAUAUAAAAAUAUAUUAGUUAUCAAAAGCUUGGGAAGAUGUACCUAAUGUACCUAAUGAAAGUUGUUUUCAGAGCUUUGAGACGACAGAAAGCUGCGAAAUCAACCAUCCGAAGUGAUUUAGCCAUCAAUUUAGGCUUAAAAGCUCAAUAAUCUAAAAAAUAAAGAUUCUUUAAAAUUUAAAAAAAAAGUUUUAAUUCAAUAAGGAACAAAUUAAAAUUUAUACAGUUUUAAAAGGGUAAUUAAUAAAUCAAAAUAUUAAAAAUUGGUAUUUUAUGAAAUUAAUUCAAUCUUUUGUUGUAAAAAUAAUUAUUAAAUACUUUUAACCUUCUUAUUUAAAAGUAAAUAAAAACAAAUAUAUAUAUAUUUUUUAUUUUAUAUAUAAUUUUUUUUCCCAAAAAAAUGUUUUUUUAACCCCCUCAUCCUUGAUCGAACGAUGGCGAGUCGUUCGAUCAAGGAUGGGGCGAGUAAGGAAAGAAUUGAACCGAUUCCUAUCGAAGAUAAUCCAAUGAUAAACAGUUUGAUAUGGAAAAUUAAGUAUUUAAAUUUAGUUGAUAUAGUAUUCUUGGUAAAUUGCGAUUCCUUUAUAGAUAUAGUCGCUUAAAAACGGGGGGUUUAACUAUUCAUUACAGAUAUAAAAAUAGAUUUAAUAUUCCAAUCAUCGUCUCAAUUUGUAAAAUGGGGUAUAAUUACCCUCAAUCUCAAUAUGGGGCUACAUCUUUUUCAGAAAAUUCAGCAUUUGACGUUGAUAAUUUAAGCUGUUUAUACUGAUUUAGGUCUUGCCAAUGAUAAUUAAUAAUUUAUACUAUUCUUCACAAUAAAGUAUAUAUGAAAAUCCUAGAAGAUUAACUAUUUUAAAUGAAAAAGAAGAAAAAAUGCCUCUAAAAGAAAUUGAAAAUAAUAAUUUUGGAUUACCAAAUGAAGAUGCUUGCUCUCAUAUCAAUAAAAUUAUGGAAUACGACAGUUUAUUAGCUGGAAGCUUCUCAAAGGAAGAUUUAAUAAUUAGCAAAGAAGAAGAAUUCCAGCUAGCUCUAAAUGCAAUUGCAGAAAACGAAAAGCCAAAUAUCCCUAUUUUUCCUCCAUGAGCUAUUUUAUAUCUGAAAUACAAAUUUAGGGCAUUCUAA
Blepharisma stoltei is the source of this 1568-nucleotide messenger RNA. The record is from the annotation of a GenBank genome assembly. Lineage: Eukaryota; Ciliophora; Heterotrichea; Heterotrichida; Blepharismidae.